Messenger RNA from Loa loa (African eye worm), 1582 nucleotides. RefSeq lists its product as hypothetical. Gene Ontology annotation, molecular function: protein binding. Lineage: Eukaryota; Metazoa; Nematoda; Chromadorea; Rhabditida; Onchocercidae. Gene Ontology annotation, cellular component: nuclear pre-replicative complex. Gene Ontology annotation, biological process: rRNA processing; DNA-templated DNA replication. Bases 153 to 1499 code for a protein of 448 amino acids. The transcript has 10 exons. The record is from RefSeq and is a predicted model, not a curated record.
UAUGGAGGCAGAAAAGAGUGUUGUGGUUGUUUGAUUAGCCAAGGAAUCGCCUACGAAUUGAGGGCGGUGGAGUGUUGAAGUUAGGAUUGAGAAGGACGUGAAGUAGAAAGUGGAAAGAGACGUGAAAUAGUAAGCCUCACAUUCUGUAUGCUAUGGAGGAUGAGGCUGAGUAUUUGUUGAUAGCGAGCGAAACAAGCGAUCCAUAUGCAACAGUACUGAUCAACCCAAAAACGGGUGUUUCUCAAUGGUCUUAUAGGGGGAAUGAACUGCAAGGAGCUGUAACAGGAUCUGUUGAAAUGCUUGGCAGCAAUCGUAUUUUUGUGGCAAUCAAAGACCAGCCGUUACUACAUCUCCUUUCUAUGGAUGGCAGUAAAUGCCUCCACGUCAAGAAUGUACUUCCCAAAUCAGUGCGCCACUUAUCUGUAACGCCAGAUGGUAGCGUACUGUUCGUUGCGAUCAACAAUCAGAUAUACGUUUGGAUUAUUGGUACAGGCGAACUUAUUGCUAUAAUUAAUGGUCAUUAUCGAUCAAUAUCUAGUCUUCUGCUCAAUUCUGACGGUUCACUUUUGGUGUCUGGGGCAGAGGAUGGCAGCUUAUGUGUGUUCGUUGUUGCUGAGUUGAUGUCAGCAAACCCAACUUUAGAACAUGCCAUCCCAUUCCGUCAUUGGCGACCGCAUUCUUUAUCCGUUAGCAAUAUUGCAAUAACACGUCACAGUAAUGCUCGUAUAUUAUCUUGUUCCAAGGAUCAUACCGCUGCAUUCCACUCAAUUACAGCUGACAUCUGCUUGUUAAAGAUCUCAUGUGAUAUGGCUUUAUCAUCUUGUGCAAUUGAUCCUGCUGAAUGUCGAUUGUUUCUAGGCACCGUCAACGGAUCCUUGGUGCAACUAGAUCUUUAUUGUUUGAACAAAACAGAAGUAUCGCUUGUAAUCGAAGAAACUGCUGGAAAUUUGCCACUAUUCAAAGGUCAUUCUGCGGAACUGGCAUGGUUGGAUGUAAAUCAUGACGGCUCUUUGCUGGCAUCCGGUGACGUAUCCGGUGUUUAUGUGAUUUGGGAUAUUUCGAGUCGGCAGUGUUUGAAAACAUCCUCUCUAACGGGACCCAUCUGCAAGUUGAAGUUUAACAUGCGAUGGAAAGCUACAGAAGGAAGUGGCAAAAAAAAGCAAACACUUCCUAUCUCUAAUCUCAAACGGCAGAAGGAAAGAAAGUUACCAUCGCUUGUAUUGUUGCAGGAUGGAAUAUCAAGUGAAAAAGACGAAUUUUAUGCUGCACAUCUGGACAGGAUCAUAUCUGAUUACGCUAAAGUAGAAAUCCAAGUUAAUGCUUCCACCGACGAUGAACUGCACAGUGAAUACAUUACUGAAGACCUAAAAUCAGCGGAAGGCGUAGAGACCUCAGAUUCGAAAAUAAUAGAAUCCUUGAAAGCAAAACUAGCAAUGUUGGAAAAAGCUAAUCAAGAAAUUUAUGAUUUUGCAGCAUCGUUGAUCAUUGAUCGGAGCUGAUUCGAUCAUAAAAUGCUCGAAAAUAAUACUGUUCCUAACCUGUGUGCGUAAGUAAAAGGUAAUUAAAAAUCCUUGUCUUUGUG